UGGGAGUGCUCUCCCUUGCUAAGCUUGUUUGCAGUAUCAUGAGUAUAGCCGCAGUACUGCUAGCUAGGAGAACUGGUAGUAAGGGAAGGGGAGGGAGAAAACAAUUGAGAAAUACGGGGAAAUGGUCACAUGAACAGAGCAUUUUGGCAGCAUGACAGUUAAAAGGACGCUGUUCCCUUUCAGUGACUAUUCUGAAUAACUAGUUCAUCCAGCUGGCAUCAAAACCACUGUGCAGGGAAACAAGGAGAGUGUUUCACUAUCUUCGCAGACUUUUCCAAGUGUCCCAGCUUCCUUUCUCCGAAGGCUUUUGUGAAGAAAUGCUUCCUAGAUGUCAGCGAGAGAUCAGUGUGUGUCAACAAACCGGGGCUCUGCUAUUAAAGCAUAUACUGGUGAAAUGGAGGAAGAAAAAGCAGAGUUUACAGGAAUUGGUCCUCUCACUGCUGAUUCCCCUCAUACUGUAUCUGGAUAUAAUUGGUGGUUGGUAUAGGCGAUACCCGGCAACACCUUCAGCUGACUUUGGGCGUGCAGAUAAGUUUAAUUCUCGCAGUUAUGGAAUUCAGUAUACACCAGUGACGCAUACUACCAGGCAAAUAAUGCAGCAUGUGGCUUCUGAUUCCUUUUUGAAGAAUGUACAUAUUGUUGGAGAGAACACUGGAGAACAAACAGAGCUGGAAAACACUACUCUGGCAUUCUAUGAAUUUAUAGAAGUUAAAUUUAAUGACGCUUUCUCUUAUGAGUUAGCUUCCCAUUGGCAUUCUGAAUUCCAUUUGCAAAGGGACAAUAUGGAUCAUCAUUCAGGCAGCUGCUCUGGCUCCAUAUUUUAUGACGACAUCACUUGUGCUGUUAGUCAACAGUGGACUUCAGGAUUUGUUUCCCUGCAAGCAAACAUUGACGCUGCUAUCAUUCAAGUUGCAUCAAACCACUCAGUAAUGGAAGAGCUACAAUCAGUCACUGCUGUACAGAUGAGGAUACCUCCCUUUCGUGUUGCAGAAGGCAUUAACUAUGACAUGUUGGUUGUCUGCACUGCAGUGGCAUUCUCUCCACUCAUAUACUUUAUGUCACUCAAUGUGGCAAAAGAAAGGAGGAAGUUUAAGGAGCUGAUGAAGAUGAUGGCGCUCCAGGAUUUAGCCUUCUGGUUCUCCUGGGGUUUGCUGUAUGCAGGCUAUAUUUUAAUUGUGGCAAUUCUACUGACACUUAUCAUGAAAUCUGAUGAAUUUAUAUACCACACCAGCCAUUCUGUGAUGUUCUUCCUCUUUUACCUCUAUGGCAUCUCUUUGAUGUCACUUGCUUUCUUGCUAAACUCUUUGUUGAAGAAACCUAAGCUCACUGGCACAGUUGGGUUCCUCUUCACCCUGUCCUUUGGAAGUCUUGGCCUUGCUGUAUUGUAUAACCAUGUUCCUGAACCUUUGGAAUGGGCUUUAGGUCUCUUCAGUCCUUUUGCUUUCGCGGCUGGAUUUGUGCGGAUUGUACAUUUAGAAGACGCUGUGAAAGGGGUGGAUUUUUCUGACUUUUUGGAAGACUCCUUCCCAAUGUUGGCAGUUUUUUCCCUGUUGGCUUUUGAUGCUCUUCUCUAUUUGAUGCUAGCCAUCUACUUUGACAAAGUUUUGCCUGAUAAAUAUGGGAUGCACCAUUCCCGUUUGUUCUUCCUGAAGCCAUCUUAUUGGUUUAAAAAAAGAAAAAAUUUUGUCAACAAUGAUAUCCUAGACCAUGAAGAAUACAGUGACCAGGUCUUUAAUGAUCAUGUUGAGCAAGUGCCUCCAGAAUUUCGUGGGAAAGAGGCCAUCAGUAUCAACAAUAUUAAAAAAACCUAUAAAGGGAAGGACAAGACAGUGAAUGCUUUAAGAGGUUUAUUGCUUAAUGUCUAUGAAGGUCAGAUCACUGCAUUACUUGGUCACAGUGGAGCUGGAAAAAGUACGCUACUGAACAUCCUUAGUGGACUUUGCCCACCUUCAGAAGGCUCUGCCAUGAUAUUUAAAUACAAAGUAUCUGAAAUGGAGGACUUGGAAGAAAUUAGGAAAAUAAUUGGAGUUUGCCCACAAUUUAACAUUCAAUUUGAAGUUUUAACAGUGAAAGAAAAUCUAAGGAUUUUUGCUAAAAUUAAAGGGAUUCAGCCAAAAGAAGUUGAACAAGAGAUCCAAAAAGUUUUGACUAUGUUGAAAAUAAAAGACAUCCAGGACUGCCAAGCUAGCAGCUUAAGCAGUGGACAGAAAAGAAAGCUCACGCUUGGAAUUGCCAUUUUAGGAGACCCCCAGGUUUUGAUAUUAGAUGAGCCAACUGCUGGUUUGGAUAUCAGUUCCAGAUACCAUGUAUGGAGCCUACUGAAGGAGCAUAAAGCUAACAGAGUAACCCUGUUCAGUACCCAGUUAACGGAUGAAGCUGAUAUUAUCGCUGACCGGAAAGCUUUUAUCUCCCAUGGGAGGUUAAAGUGUGUUGGCUCUUCUCUCUUUCUGAAGAGAAAAUGGGGAAUCGGUUAUCACUUAAGCCUGCACAUCAAUGACUCUUGUGACUCUGCAAAAAUGACAUCUCUGGUCAAGCAGCAUAUUCCCAAUGCUAAGUUAUCUGGGCAGAGUCAUGAAGAACUGAUUUACAUGCUGCCCCUUGAAAAUGUGGAUAAGUUCCCUGAACUGUUCUGUGAGCUAGAUACUCAUGUGUGCCAGGAGAUUCUGAGUUAUGGCAUUUCCAUGACAACCCUGGCUGAUGUGUUCCUGACACUGGAAGAAGAAGCAGCAAUUGAUCAAGCAGAUUAUGGUGUGUUCAGUGAGGAGCAGGCAGAAGAGGAAAGAGACACCUUCUCUCCCGACGAAUUGGAACAAAGUCUCCUGUCACUCUCAGACACUGGAAAGGCGACUGUAAGUGGCACAGCCCUCUGGAGACAGCAAGUCUGUGCCCUGGCAAGAAUUCGCUUCUUAAAGCUAAAGCAUGAGAGUCAAACUAUUAGGUCCAUAUUAUUGGUGUGUGGUCUUCUUAUACUGCCUUUCCUGAUCGCCAAGAUAAUAAGUGAUGGAGAAAUUGUUGCCGUUACGAUGAAGGUUUCACCUCAGAUGUAUUUUCUCCAACCUGGACAGCAGCACUACCAAACACGUCACACCAGCUUAUUGAUCCUCAAUGAUACAGGUUCAGACAUUGAGGACUUCAUCCGGGCUGUGAAAAGUCAGAAUAUAAUGUUGGAAAUAGCUAAUGGGAAAAACAUCUCAGAUGGUCAAGAAUACAAUGGGGCUAUUAAAGUAUCACUUGCAGACAAGCAUUUCAGAUUUUCAGUGAUGUGCCAUGCCAAGAGAAUCAAUUGCUUUCCAGUGCUUAUGAACAUCAUUAGCAAUGCAUUACUAAGAAACUUAAAUUCCACUAGGCAUAUUCAAGCCACGACUAGGAUGUCCCCUAUGAUAUCAUCUGAGCACGGAAUAAGGUUACUUUGGCAUUCCAUUCUUUUCAUGUCUAUUUUAGCUUCUGGUUUGGCACCUCACUUUGCAAUGAGCAGCAUAGGUGAUUACAAGAUAAAAGCUCACUCCCAGCUGUGGACUUCAGGCAUGUUCCCUUCAGCAUAUUGGUGUGGCCAGGCUCUGGUGGACAUUCCUCUCUGCUGUGCUCUUCUCUUCACAAUGACUGGGAUUAUGUUUUUAAUUAAUUAUAAAAUUAGUCUGACUCCUGGAUUAUUAGCCUUACCUAUGGUUGUGUCUAUAUUUGGCUAUGCAGCAUCCAUUGUCGUCCUCACUUAUGUGAUCUCUUUUGCUUUUCGCAAAAAGAAAAGCUACAGUGACCUUUGGGCUUUUAUCUUUAUAUUUGUUUCUUUCGUGCUUAAUGGAAUUUAUUAUAUAAUCCAUGUGAACUUCAUCACGACCAUCCUCACUGCAUUGAUUCCUUUCUAUACGUUAGCUGGCUGUAUGAGAAUAAUUGUGAAGGUGUCGUCAGACCAUUUAUUUAACCCCUGGGAAGAUGAUCAAGAAAUGAUGCUGAGCAAAGGCCACUUGCUUGUUAGCCUGGCACCAUACCUGCACUGUAUUAUUUUUAUUUUCAUUCUGCGAUGUCUGGAGUGGAAAUACGGAAGAAAAACUACGAGAGAGGAUCCAAUCUUCAGAAUUUCUCCAAGGAAAGAGAUCUUCCGCCAAAACCCUGAAGAGUCUGAAGGAGAAGAUGAAGAUGUUCAAGCUGAAAGAAUGAGAUCCAGCAGCGUGAUGACCUGUCAGAACCAGGAAGAGAGACCAAUCCUUAGCGUCAACAGUCUACGCAAGGAAUACAAAGACAAGAAGGCCAGCUCCAUUUUUAAGAAAAGGAAGAAAGUCGCCACAAGAAAUGUCUCCUUUUGCGUUAAAAAAGGUGAGGUUUUCGGGCUACUUGGACCCAAUGGGGCUGGCAAAAGCACAACUCUAAAGGUGAUCAUUGGAGACACAUCCCUAACUGCUGGACAGGUGGUGAUGAAGGGGACAGAUGCAGCUGCUUCUCAACCAGAAGAGGACACAACUGACUUCCUAGGGUACUGCCCUCAGGAGAACCCUCUCUGGCCAAAUCUUACUGUUCAGGAACAUCUGGAGGUUUAUGCUGCUGUGAAAGGGAUGAGAAAAGAAGAUGCUGCUGUUACUAUCAAACGGGUAGUGAAUGCUCUGAAACUUCAGGAGCAUCUUCAAAAACCAGCCAAGAAACUACCGGCAGGAAUAAGCAGAAAGGUAUGCUUUGCACUGAGCAUGCUGGGCAAGCCCAUGCUGGUGCUUUUGGACGAACUGUCGACUGGAAUGGACCCCAUGGGGCAACAUCAUGUGCGGACAGCUGUUCGUGCUGCAUUGAAAAAUAAGAAACAAGGAGUCAUCUUGACAACCCAUUACAUACAAGAGGCUGAGUCAUUGUGUGACCGAGUGGCCAUCAUGGUGUCUGGAAAGCUUCGCUGUAUCGGCUCCAUUCAGUACCUGAAAAGCAAGUUUGGCAAAGGUUACUUGCUGGAAAUUAAAGUGAAGGCCCCAGAACAAGUUGAUCUCAUCCAUGCAGAGAUUACACGAAUCUUCCCACUUGCAGCACGUCAGGAACGGUAUCCCUCUUUGAUGGUCUAUAAGAUACCAAUGGAAAAUGUACAGUCUCUGUCCCAGGCUUUUUUCAAUUUGGAGGCAGCUAAACGUACCUUCGACCUGGAGGAGUACAGCCUUUCUCAGUCCACUUUGGAACAGGUGUUCUUAGAGCUUUCAAGAGAGCAGGAGAAAGAGGAUUUUGAUAUGAAUCUGGAUAGUACAGCAGAAUGGAAACUCCUUCAGCAGGAUGAUAACUAAAGCUCUGCACCACAGUCCUAUAUCUCUGCUACAAACAAUAUCUGCAUGUACAAUUACAUACUACGUUAUAUCCAGUACUAACAUUGUAUUAUGGUAAUGUCAGGAGAGGAAAGUUCAGCCAGUCAUCAUGAAAACUAUUUUUUGAUUAAUUACAUUUGGCUAUGGCUACAUUUCCUUUUGGAGCAAAGAAUAUGUUCUGAGACACAUGGGCCAAGGACCAAAAAUGGGGUUGGCCGCCAAUAACAGAAGAUGAGGGAGCUCACGGGCAAAAUCAGUCCAAUUUCAAUACAUCUGCAGUUGCAAAUACGAGAAAAGCAGAACAGAAUCUUAAAAAGCCAUCUGCUCAGAAAUUUGAACUGAGAUCCCUUUUGUCACACAAAUCACACAAAACACAUUACAGAGUUUUCAGUUAAAUACUGGUGGUGAAGUGACGACAUGCAUAAACCUGUCAGCAGGGAUUCAUGUAUUACAGGGAUGAACAAAUGUACAGGUGAUUGGAUAUACUGGGCCUGAUUUUGCUUUCUUAGUAGAUUGAUUAUGAUUUUAGUCCUCUGGCUGCAGCUGAGUUAUUUAGAUUUGCAUCAGUGAGACUGAUAAUCUCUGUCUCUUUCUGUAAGUGUCCUGAGUUUUUUCACCUUAUGGAUAGAGGGAUCUCUCAACAAUGGAGCAACACACUUAACAGUACAGCAAUAGUGUCAUCUCUCUCGGUGAGACGAAGUGCUUAUAUGGGACUAGAAUGAACAAUCUUCUGCCGCGGAGAUGUGAUUGCUAUUAACUGAGUCUGAUGCUUUUACACUGUUAUCAGCAAUUUGCCAGAGUGAUCUCAUUAUUGGAGUAUUCUUUAUAUUAUUGGACCUUCAGGUUACUUGCUAUGAGACCUGUUAAAUAUAUGAAGAAGAAAAACAUUCUCCUCUUGAAUGUUAAUGGUAGUACUGUUUUGCUGUUCCUUUACGUGCCAAAAGGACAUCAGCAGAAGAACAGAGCUGAUGUCAGAGAGAGAUUCUGUCUCAUCAGCAUUAUUUGUAGGAGACAAAGACAAUGACAAAAAAAUUAGAAAGCAAUGCAAUACUACUGGUAGUUCUUGUGUAUGAGUCAUUGAUAAAGUACAAACUCCAACUUCACAUGGUUUACAGGUUUAGUGAAUAAAAUCCUAAUAGCUGUAUGCAUCAACUGGAAUUGCUACAUGUCAGGGACUUUCUAGAUUUCUCACUACUGCUGGAACCUUAAAUAGCUGCAACAGCCAGAAACACCAUCCUCCAUCGGUACCUAGCAACAGCUCCUUUGAAUCAUGACACACAUGUGGCCUCUAAGCUUGACUGUUGCAAUGGACUGAACCCGCUAAGCAGAGUGACAUUCUGACCCCCAAACCAGUGCGUGCGCUCGAAGUGCGCUGAUGGCAGUAACUAAUACACCUCAGUCCGCCAAGGGGUGGAGUGUAGGGGCAAGGUUGCGGAAGAUUGGCGAGGAGCUAAGGGGUGGACUGAGUAUGUGACUGGAUGUAAGCGGAGGAUGCAGGCAGUUUCAAUGAACUUUGUCCGACAGACCCUGCCAAAAGACAUUGUAGCAUAGCUCAGCAUAUUUUUGCCUGUAAAUAAGUCAGUUUAAGUAAUAAGCAUAAAUCCUAUAUAUAAGAAUGUAACCAGCUGUUGACCCCAUGUAACUCCGAAAUAAGCGCGGAGAAUAUAGCGCCGCAGAGGACUCCCUGCUGGUGGAGUCCUGCCUGGUCAGCUGUCCCGAACGGCCAGAGUCCCCUGCAGCCCCUCCGCGUGUCCUAGGGGCUCCCCGCGCAGAUUGGAGCUUAAGUUUUUCCUUCCUUCAAUAAAGCAUAGUUUACUAUUCUUAGA
This is a messenger RNA of Caretta caretta (loggerhead turtle), 7093 nucleotides long. Its product is annotated as ATP-binding cassette sub-family A member 10. Gene Ontology annotation, molecular function: ATP binding; ABC-type transporter activity; ATP hydrolysis activity. Lineage: Eukaryota; Metazoa; Chordata; Testudines; Cheloniidae. The record is from RefSeq and is a predicted model, not a curated record. Gene Ontology annotation, biological process: transmembrane transport; lipid transport. Gene Ontology annotation, cellular component: membrane; intracellular membrane-bounded organelle.